AACAACAGACCAGACCUAUCUAACUCACGCAGCGCAGUCAGCUAGCAGACAGACACUGAACAACAGACCAGACAUAUCUAACACACACAGCGCAGUCAGCUAGCAGGCAGACACUGAACAACAGACCAGACCUAUCUAACACACACAGCGCAGUCAGCUAGCAGGCAGACACUGAACAACAGACCAGACCUAUCUAACACACACAGCGCAGUCAGCUAGCAGACAGACACUGAACAACAGACUAGACCUACCUAACUCACGCAGCGCAGUCAGCUAGCAGACAGACACUGAACAACAGACCAGACCUACCUAACUCACGCAGCGCAGUCAGCUAGCAGACAGACACUGAACAACAGACCAGACAUAUAACACACACAGCGCAGUCAGUUAGCAGACAGACACUGAACAACAGACCAGACAUAUAACACACACAGCGCAGUCAGUUAGCAGACAGACACUGAACAACAGACCAGACAUAUCUAACACACACAGCGCAGUCAGCUAGCAGACAGACACAUUAGGACUGAACAACAGACCAGACCCAUCUAACUAAUGCCGCGCAUCGCUGUCAGCUAGCAUGGCAGGGACAGAGACUAAGCCUGAUAAUACCAGACAUUCAGGGGAUACUACGACCUGAACAACAGACACACUUCUUCUCAGGAGAAACUACAGCCUGAACAACAGACAGGCACUUCUUCUAAACCACACAUGGGACUGUAAAUACUUGAUCCGGUCCAGACGAAACAGAACUGAAUCAGAAUGAAGCUCAUCAAGCACAUUCCACUGCUACAGAUCCUGUUCCUUUCACGGAUUGUGGCGAGUGUCGGACUGCAGAGAGCUCCUCGCAUCACAACCCUGCUGGAGACCUUGGACAUCCUGUUGGAUCACAACGCCACGUUCAUCUGUGAAGUUGACUCCCGACCAUCAGCUGAUGUCACGUGGACACGGAACAACCAACCAAUCCCAUACUAUGACUCCCGCUACACGAUCAAGGAGAAUGGCCAGAUGCUAUUGAUCCCCAACGUCAAAGAGUCGGAUAACGGGGAGUACUGCUGUGUUGCUAACAACGGCAUCGGAGAGCCGGCCAAGAGCUGUGGAGCCCUGCAGCUUAAAAUGAAGCCUCAGAUAAAAAGACACCCCACCAACAUGACGCUACUGAUUGAGUCCAAGGCCGUGUUGCCCUGUGUGACACUAGGAAACCCCAAACCAGACAUCUCCUGGAUCAAAGAUGAUGCUCUUAUGACGGUGAGUGAUCGGAUCACGAUUCUGGAUUAUGGCACUCUGAAGAUCCAUAACAUCAAGAAGGAAGACGCGGGGCAGUACCGGUGUGUGGCCAAGAACAGCUUCGGGAUCGCCUUCUCCAAACCAGUCACCAUAGAAGUACAGGCCCCAGCCCGGAUCCUCAGGGUCCCUAAGGAUAAGAGAGUGACCUUCGGUAGCGAGGUCUCUCUGGAGUGUAACGCCACUGGAAACCCUAUCCCCGCCAUCACAUGGUUGGAGAACGGGAAUACCGUUCCGGGUGGCUCUGUGGAGGAGACGUUAGCAGGAGAGGUGAUUCUGUCUGUGCUACACAUCACGGUGACUAAACCUGCUCGCUACACAUGUCUAGCCUCCAACAGACACAGCGCUGGGGCCAAGUCCGCCAAAUCUUCAGCCGGAGUCACUGUCCAAGAGUGGAGGCUGUAUAAAGGCAGUGGGGGUUAUUGUGGUGCGUACCGUGGUAAUGUGUGUCGGGACAUGUUAAGGAGCGAUGCCCUGGUCUUCUUUAACUCCUCCCUCAACGACCCCGAGGACACACAGGAGUUCAUGGUUCAGAGCGCCUGGGCUGAUCUCGACAGACUGGGCAUGCUCUGUAGCCCUGCCGCCCACUCCCUGCUCUGUCAUCUCUCCUUCCAGGACUGCAUCCCUUCUGGCCUGGGACCUGUUCCUAAACCAAUCUGCAGGGAGCACUGUCUGGCAGUGAAGGAGCUCUACUGUCGUAAGGAGUGGCCCCUGAUGGUAGGGAACUCCCAUAAAGGCCAGUACUCCUCUGGCUCCUCCGGCCUCUCUAUCCCCAUGCCUGACUGUAUGGCUCUGCCCUCACAACACACAACACCAGGAGCCUGCACACCCAUCCCCUUUGUCGAUAUAAAGAAAGAUCAAGUCACAACAACGUGUUACAAUGACAAAGGAAGGUUCUACCAAGGACCAGUCAACAUCACCGGCUCUGGUAUCCCCUGUCAGAAGUGGAGCCAACAGGGUCCCCACCUGCACCGUCUCAGUGUGGAUGUAUUAUCAGAGCUGAGGAACGCACAGAGCUCGUGCCGGAACCCAGGAGGAGAAAAUGAGAAGCCCUGGUGUUAUACAACCAACCCCAACAUCCGCUGGGAAUACUGCAACAUUCCCAAAUGUGGAGAAGUGGUAGUGAAGACGGAGUCAUCGUUCCCUCGCCAGAAUCCUCCCCUCCUCCCUCCCUCCGUCUCUCCGGCCUACUCUAUGAUCAUCAUCAUCUGUCUACUAGCAGCCUUCGCAGCCAUAGCGUUCCUCAUCAUCAUCAUGUGCAAGAGGAGGAGGAAGACAUGGAAGAACCACAAGACAGCCAUGGAGACCCCCACCCUGACUGCCUUACCCUCUGAGAGUCUGCUGCUGGAUCGCCUCCACCCCAACCCCAUGUACCAGCGCCUGCCCCUACUGCUUAACUCGAAGCUGCUGGCUCUAGAGUAUCCCAGGAACAACAUUGAGUAUGUCAGGGACAUCGGAGAGGGGGCCUUCGGAAGGGUCUUCCAGGCCAGAGCCCCAGGUCUCCAGCCCAUUAAGCCCUUCACCAUGGUAGCAGUGAAGAUGCUGAAGGAAGAAGCAUCUGCUGACAUGCAGAACGACUUUCAGAGAGAAGCCGCUCUCAUGGCUGAGUUUGACCACCCCAACAUCGUCAGGCUGCUAGGUGUGUGUGCGGUGGGGAAGCCCAUGUGUCUGAUGUUUGAGUACAUGUCUUACGGAGACCUGAACGAGUACCUGCGCCGCCGUAGUCCCACCCAGCAACACAGCCUGAGCCAGGCCAGCCUAUCAGGACGCAGCUUCUCCUCCGAACUGGAGUUGGGGCCACUGUGCUGCGAAGAACAGCUGUUCAUAUCCAAGCAGGUUGCGGCGGGCAUGGCAUACCUAUCGGAACGGAAGUUCGUCCACCGCGACCUGGCAACCCGGAACUGCCUCGUAGGAGAGGAGAUGGUGGUUAAGAUCGCCGACUUCGGUUUAUCCAGAAACAUCUACUCUGCUGACUACUACAAGGCUAAUGAGAACGAUGCUAUCCCCAUCCGCUGGAUGCCCCCGGAGUCCAUCUUCUACAACCGUUACACCACGGAGUCGGACGUGUGGGCCUACGGGGUCCUUCUCUGGGAGAUCUUCUCCCACGGCAUGCAGCCGUACUACGGCAUGGCCCAUGAAGAGGUCAUCUACUACGUUAGAGACGGCCACAUCUUGGCCUGUCCUGAGAACUGUCCUGUAGAACUGUUCAAUCUGAUGAGACUGUGUUGGAGCGGACACCCCACAGACAGACCCAGCUUCAGUAGUAUCCAUCGUAUCCUGGAACGGAUUCACGAGCAGACGCUGAGACCGGCCAUGCCGACGCCAGAGUUAAGGCCCACUCUAUCCACCCUGCCAACCUUGCCUGCCUUGCCUAACCUAUCUCCCUUUUCCCCCCACCCUGCCCUGUGCCCUGUGCCCGGGGCCGUAGCCAAUUGAUUGAUACGGCAGGCUGCCAGGCAUUUACUCAAAUGUACAGUCAUUAGUGAUUUUAAUAGAUCCUGUCCCUCCCCAGAGCAAAAAUCUCUGGAUCCUGUGUCGUCUCAGACUCAAAUAAUGUUGGUCAGGACAGGGGGCAUCAUUGUUCAUAUCCAUUGUUCAUAUCCAUGGUGAAGAAGACCAGCGAUAGUAGAAAUGAAUGUUGUUGGUCAGGACAGGGGCAGCAGACUGAUGAAAUGACAUGAACUCAGUAUAGUGCCAAGACAACUGGAUAUUUAGGAGAGGCUGACAUCGGAGAGGAAGUCGUGAUUACGAGCUGUUAAUCCUCCACUGCCUUCUGACAUCUCCUUCACGGGUUCACUUCUGUUUCAAACUGAUUCACUGCUUCAAACUGGUUCACUUCUGUUUCAAACUGACUCACUGCUUCAAACGGGUUCACUUCUGUUUCAAACUGACUCACUGCUUCAAACUGGUUCACUUCUGUUUCAAACUGACUCACUGCUUCAAACUGGUUCACUUCUGUUUCAAACUGACUCACUGCUUCAAACUGGUUCACUUCUGUUUCAAACUGACUCACUGGUUCAAACGGGUUCACUUCUGUUUCAAACUGACUCACUGCUUCAAACGGGUUCACUUCUGUUUCAAACUGACUCACUGCUUCAAACGGGUUCACUUCUGUUUCAAACUGAUUCACUGCUUCAAACUGGUUCACUUCUGUUUCAAACUGACUCACUGCUUCAAACGGGUUCACUUCUGUUUCAAACUGACUCACUGCUUCAAACUGGUUCACUUCUGUUUCAAACUGACUCACUGCUUCAAACGGGUUCACUUCUGUUUCAAACUGAUUCACUGCUUCAAACUGGUUCACUUCUGUUUCAAACUGACUCACUGCUUCAAACUGGUUCACUUCUGUUCCAAACUAAUUCACUGCUUCACCUGUCCCAUGCAUGGAAACAAUAUUUUAGAAACAAUCACCCGAUAAAGUCCAAGAAACAGAGCUGCAGCUGAACAGAGACCGUGUUAUUAAUCCACAUGUAACUCAUUGCCCAUACUCUAUAUAAACGUGAAUGUUUCUACUGUGAAGUAAGCCAUGGGAAUAUGCAUCCAUUCAGCUGCCACAUCUGUGAGCUCAAAGCUGACUAGAAGGGUAUCAUUAGAGGCGGAUGACAGAGGUUAGAGAGCUAAUGUACAGAUAGUACAGUCAAUUCAUUCAGUACUUAACUAGUAGAGUCAAUUCAUUCAGUACUUAACUAGUACAGCCAAUUCAUUCAGUACUUAACUAGUACAGUCAAUUCAUUCAGUACUUAACUAGUACAGUCAAUUCAUUCAGUACUUAACUAGUACAGUCAAUUCAUUCAGUACUUAACUAAUACAGCCAAUUCAUUCAGUACUUAACUAGUAGAGUCAAUUCAUUCAGUACUUAACUAAUACAGUCAAUUCAUUCAGUACUUAACUAAUACAGCCAAUUCAUUCAGUACUUAACUAGUACAGUCAAUUCAUUCAGUACAUAACUAAUACAGUCAAUUCAUUCAGUACUUAACUAGUACAGCCAAUUCAUUCAGUACUUAACUAGUAGAGUCAAUUCAUUCAGUACAUAACUAGUACAUCAUUUAAACUUACUGACAAUAUGCCAUCAAAUAGGCUCAGCAUAUUCCAGCAGCGAUAUUUAUAUAUAUAUAUGUACUGUAGGUUUAGCUUAUUUUUAGACAAAUAGCUAUUCCACUUUUGGGCAUUCUCAUUAUGUUGUACUAUUGGUCCUUUUUUAAUCUUGUAUACUUUAUCGACACAUUUAGAUGAUUCUUAUAGACUUGAGCACAGCUUUUUGUGUUGACUGGGUAGUGGUCCCUCUAGGUUCACAACGGUCAGUUUGAAAUGCAUUGCAACAAAUGUCUUCUAAUAAGCUGUUUGAAUUCUUAUGUGAAUUUCUGGAGAUUUGUUGGGUGUUGUGUUGGUUGUGGUGUUGAGUUGGAUAUUGGUUUGUGAAGAGUGUCAAUUAUUAUUUUAAGUUCAAUUAAACGUGUGUGAUCAUCAGCACAACAUUGAUUUAUAUAUAUGAUCAAUUAACUAAAAUGUUUUAAACCCCUUGUGACCUUUUUAAAAUGUGUGGUUCGAUACAGAUGGUUUCAAUAGAACCGUUUUUGCUCAUCUCACAUAAACAAUGAUCCAUACGCCCAUGUAGUGUAGACACAUCAACCCUUUACUAGCAGUAUAAAGAACCCUUAUUUCUGAAACUGUGUGUCCCAAAUGGCACGUUAUUCCCUACGUAGUGCACUGAAUAGGGGAUGAGGUGUAAUUUGAUUCCCUACAUAGGGCACUGAAUAGGGGAUGAGGUGUAAUUUGAUUCCCUACAUAGGGCACUGAAUAGGGAAUGGGGUAUAAUUUGAUUCCCUACAUAGUGCACUGAAUAGGGGAUGAGGUGUAAUUUGAUUCCCUACAUAGUGCACUGAAUAGGGAAUGGGGUAUAAUUUGAUUCCCUACAUAGUGCACUGAAUAGGGGAUGAGGUGUAAUUUGAUUUCCUACAUAGUGCACUGAAUAGGGGAUGAGGUGUAAUUUGAUUCCCUACAUAGUGCACUGAAUAGGGGAUGAGGUGUAAUUUGAUUCCCUACAUAGGGCACUGAAUAGGGAAUGGGGUGUAAUUUGAUUCCCUACAUAGUGCACUGAAUAGGGAAUGGGGUAUAAUUUGAUUCCCUACAUAGUGCACUGAAUAGGGGAUGAGGUGUAAUUUGAUUUCCUACAUAGUGCACUGAAUAGGGGAUGAGGUGUAAUUUGAUUCCCUACAUAGUGCACUGAAUAGGGGAUGAGGUGUAAUUUGAUUCCCUACAUAGUGCACUGAAUAGGGGAUGAGGUGUAAUUUGAUUCCCUAGUAAAUCAUAAUUGUUGUAUCGGUCAACAUGUAUGUUACAGAUCUUGUAUGAUAGAUGGCACUGUUUCACCACAAUUACCCUCAGUUCAAUAAACCUUUGGUCCAUAAAGAAA
Oncorhynchus keta (chum salmon) is the source of this 6694-nucleotide messenger RNA. It is a transcript of the gene musk, whose product is annotated as muscle, skeletal, receptor tyrosine kinase. Gene Ontology annotation, cellular component: signaling receptor complex. The transcript has 19 exons. Bases 760 to 3717 code for a protein of 985 amino acids. Gene Ontology annotation, molecular function: transmembrane receptor protein tyrosine kinase activity; ATP binding; protein binding. Lineage: Eukaryota; Metazoa; Chordata; Actinopteri; Salmoniformes; Salmonidae. The record is from RefSeq and is a predicted model, not a curated record. Gene Ontology annotation, biological process: positive regulation of kinase activity; cell surface receptor protein tyrosine kinase signaling pathway; protein phosphorylation.